GACCAUGUUGGGACGUAACAGGUAAACAUCCUGUGGUUGCCGACCCUGCUCUUAGUGCAUCAUCGGCCACUGUCAAGCUUCGAGAAGCCUCCGAUGGGAUUGUCCGUCUCCAUUCGUGUCUUACAACAGAACCAAAUAGAAAUUGGACCGAAUUUUUAUGCAAUGGCAGGGAUUAUGAAUGUCAAUGCAAGCCAAAGUUUUUCUUGAAUCGUUUUCUUCCCUUCAUGUGGGCCCCUUAUAACAGCCUGACAGGUACGGUUUUGUCCUUCAAGCCCUCAAUUAUCCGGAACUUGUCCAAGAAAAGGAUGGUCAACGUUGUUUUACUUGAAGAUCUCGCCUUUCGUGGCUUUGCUGGUGAGGAGGUGGCUGUCAAGCCAGGGUACGCUCGCAAUUUCUUGAUUCCAGGACGCAAGGCAGUUUAUGCAACGCAUGACAACAAAUUGCAACACAUGGUAAUGCGUUCGAAUGAAGAGCGCACGCUACUGGAAGAACGGCGAGACUUCCUUUACUUCAAGUCUCGGACCAUGCAAAGGGCAAUAACUUUCACGAGAAAUGUAGCCGUCGACGGGCAAAAGUUAGAGCACCCUUUGACAAAAGCAGACUUGGCCGCAGCUAUGCGAAAGCAGCUCAAGCGACAUGUGGACGAACAAGAUAUUUGGUUGCCCAAGGGUUCAGAAAUAAAAAUGUUGGGGGAAUUGAACGUCAAGGUGGCGGUAGAUGUACCCCUACUCAUGGUAGAAGAGAUGCAAGAAAGUGCGCAAUCAGAUGGAGGGAAAAAAAGGGAGAUGUUGACAGUCAAAGUGGCUAUACAGAAAGAUGAGAAAAAACGUGAUAGAAGAGAAAAUGGCAGUGCAGAGGUACUGGAGGAAGACAGCGAGUAAGUAAUGGCGCUUAUGAAGCAUGUAAAGGGCCCAGUAAAGAAAAAAUUGUAAACGCCUGUCGUA
Molecule: messenger RNA, 944 nt
Organism: Nannochloropsis gaditana CCMP526
Product: 50s ribosomal protein l9
Exons: 1
Biological process (GO): translation
Cellular component (GO): mitochondrion; ribosome
Molecular function (GO): structural constituent of ribosome
Source: RefSeq, a predicted model, not a curated record